ACGUACCGUCUUCAGCACAUGCGCACUCCACGUCACUACCUAGGCCCCAUUCAACCCUUUACCGUCGAAAAUCCGUCUUUUUCCACGUCUUUCCAAUCUGUGUACUGAGUAUCACGGAGAUGUCAGAAUAUAACAUAUCAUAGAGAACAGUUCUGGGUCUUCAAAUCGUUCCAGUCUGGGAGUUUCUGGCGGAAAUUCGCGUAUAAAUAUCGGAUAGCCGGAUUGUGGUAGCAAGUGGCGGCCAUCUUGGAUGGGGCGGUAGGAGAAGAUCUCCCCGGUUUUCGUCUUCGUGAACAGAUAUCUGAGGUGUGAGACGACCAUGUCAGUACCCAGUAACGGUAUCUACAUCAUCCAGGGGGAGAUCUCUGUGCUGGUAACAGCCAUCAGGAGGAACUCCAGAUGGACUUCACACAGCCAUCAGGAUGAAGAUCAGGAUCCUCUUCUGAGCAACUUUUCUGGGCUGAAAGAUGUUCUGAAUAAUGUCUCAGACCUCGGAGAGAUCGAGCCAAAUGUGUUCCUGGGACCUUUCCUGGACGUGAUACGAUCGGAGGAUACCACCGGGCCGAUAACGGGGCUGGCGCUCUCCUCGGUCAACAAGUUCCUUUCGUAUGGACUUGUGGAUCCGACCAGCGAGAGCGCGUCGGCAGCCAUUGAGAACAUGGCGGACGCCGUGACCCAUGCACGGUUCGUGGGCACCGAUCCCGGCAGCGAUGAGGUGGUGUUAAUGAAGAUUUUACAGGUAUUGAGAACCCUCCUCCUGACACCAGUGGGAGCCUACAUGACCAACGAGUCUGUGUGUGAGAUCAUGCAGUCAUGUUUCCGCAUCUGUUUUGAGAUGAGGCUAAGUGAGCUCUUGCGGAAAUCUGCGGAGCACACUUUGGUAGACAUGGUGCAACUACUGUUCUCAAGGUUACCACAAUUUAAAGAUGAUGCCAAAGCAGGAAUCCUGGCCAACAUGAAGAAGUUAAAAAUGAGGGCCGGCGGUGUGGGCGACAUCCGAGGAAAACGUGCCAAGCGCUCCCCGCGGCCCCGCCAGAAGAAGCCUGUUGCGGAGAGGCCGGCCAUGGAGAAACCCUCGCCGGUCCCAGAGCUCCCGGCCAGCGAGGAACCCACGCCGACCCCCAGCCCAACCCACUCCUCCGCCACGCCCACCAACUCCGCGGCCACCACCCCCGGGGAUGUCACCCCCACCCCCUCAGUACCGGACAGCGGCGUGGACCUGUCGGUGAGGGAGUCGGGCUCGGACGGGGAGCAGGAGGUACGAGAAAACAGCGAGGAAAAAACGGAAGAAACAAGCGUGGAGGAAAGAUUGAGCGAGAGUACAGAAAGCGCUGGUGAAAUGAAAAAAGCUGGUAGUGAACUUGAUUUGGGCACGGACUCUGAGAAGACUGAGUCGCUGCCAGAGAACACAGAAGACGCAGACUCCGUGAACGAGCAGUCCGACACGGCCUCCAUCCAGGAUGUUCAGGACUCGGAGUACGUCAAUCCAAGGGGGGUCCGCUUCACUCCACAACAGACACAGAAAGACGGUUCAGGUCCGCCUGUCCCAUAUGGACUGCCGUGUGUACGAGAGCUGUUUAGAUUUCUCAUCUCACUUACAAACCCUUAUGACAGAGGACAACUCAAGUUCCAGCUGAGGAUGUAUUUGACCAAACUGAUGGACAUCAUAGUGUCAGAAUCUCCUAAGAUUCCGUAUGAAAUGAGGGAACUUUCUCUAGAAGCUAUAGUACAGUUGUGGAGAAUACCAGGGCUGGUGACAGAGCUGUACCUGAACUAUGACUGUGACCUCUUCUGUAGUAACCUGUUUGAGGACCUCACCAAGCUUUCUUCCCAGAAUGCGUUCCCGGUGCAUGGUCUGUACUCCACCCACCUGCUGUCUCUGGACGCGCUCCUGACCGUGAUCGACGCCAUCGCCACGUACUGCGGGGGGAACCGUGUCGUUCCAGUCUCCAAGCAGCCUGGCGGGGAGGCUGGGGAGGGGAAAGCCGCUGACGAAAAGGAAGGUGCACAGGUUACUGAAGGACAGGACGUGAAGAAGGCUGCGGAGAGCGCAGCCACGAUCCCCAGCACCCUCCCAACGACAGGCUACGCCAUGGCGGGCAAGAUGGAGGCUGGGAGACAGGACAGGGAGGACAACAAGACAGGGACUGACAGCGGAGCCAGUAAGACAACCAAUGGAGUACCUGGUGUUCCCCCUCAGAUGAAGUACACAGACACAAGUUCACUGCCAACACCUCAGCAACUACAGGAAGUCAAGCAAAAGAAAAGGCUCUUAGAAACGGGUACAGAGCAGUUCAAUCAGAAGCCAAAGAACGGGAUAGCCUACCUACAGAAGAACGGUCUGAUGUCCACCCCCCUGGACCCGGUGGAAGUGGCCACCUUCCUGCGUGAGAACCCAAGACUAGACAAGAAGAUGAUCGCAGACUACAUCUCAGAUAGGAGAAAUAAGACAGUGAUGGAGACUUAUGUAAAGUCGUUUGACUUUGAGCACACCAGAAUAGACGAGGCCCUGCGGAUGUACCUGGAGGCCUUCCGGCUGCCAGGAGAGGCGCCCGUCAUCUCCAUGCUGCUGGAGGAGUUCUCCGAACACUGGCAUAAUUGCAACUCCAAGCCCUUUGCCAAUGCGGAUGCAGCAUUCACCCUAGCUUACGCUAUCAUCAUGCUGAAUGUGGACCAGCACAACCACAAUGUGAAGAAACAGAACAUCCCCAUGACUGUGGAGGAAUUCAAGAAAAAUCUGCACAACGUUAACGGCCAGAGGGACUUUGACUCGGACAUGUUGGAUGAAGUGUACACAGCUAUAAAAAAUGAUGAAAUCGUGAUGCCAGAUGAACAGAAAGGACAGGUGAGAGAGAACUACCUGUGGAAGAUGCUACUCAGGAGAGGGGGACGACAGGAGGGAAAGUUCACACAUGCACAGGGUGGUGUGUUUGACCUUGACCUGUUCCUGCUGAGCUGGGGUCCCAGCGUCGCUGCCCUGUCCUACGUGUUUGACAAGAGUCUGGACGACAGUAUCAUACAGAAGGCCAUCUCUGGCUUCAGAAAAUGUGCAAUGAUAGCAGCCUACUACCAGCUGAGCGAUGUGUUUGACAACUUGGUCAUCUCACUCUGCAAGUUCACCACACUCAUCAGUACUUCUGAGAGCCCAGAGAACCUUCCUGUAGUAUUCGGCAGUAACAUCAAGUCUCAGAUGGCGGCCAAGACGGUAUUCGCUCUGGCACACCGACACGGGGACAUCCUGCGGGAGGGCUGGAAGAACAUCCUGGACUGUAUGCUGCAGCUGUACCGGGCCAAACUCAUGCCAAAAGCAUUGAUAGAGGUUGAAGACUUUGUGGACCCCUCUGGAAGGAUAUCACUGAUAAGGGAGGAACUUCCAUCUGCAAGAACAGACAACUCCAUCUUCAGCUCCCUGUACCAGAUCAUCAUCCUGAACCCUGAACCCCCCGCCCAGCGAGCAGCCACUGCUGAGGACCAGCAGGCCACUCAACAGGCACACAACUGUAUAAAGGAAUGUCAGGUGGAACAACUUGUCCAAGAAAGCAAGUUCCUUAGGAUGGAGUCUUUACAGGAGUUGCUCAAGGCCCUGACGUAUGCCUCCCACGGCCCGGAGACUGCAGCCUCCUUAGGAUCCCAGUUUGAUGAGGAAGCAGCUAUAUUUAACCUGGAACUGCUGCUGAGAAUCGUCCUUCAGAACAAAGACCGUAUCGGGGCGCUGUGGCAGCCCGUGCGUGACCACCUGUACAGUCUGAUCGCCAACAACGGGGACUUCAGCGUGCUGGUGGAGCGGGCCGUGGUGGGGCUGCUGCGUCUCGCCAUCCGCCUGCUCAGGAGGGAGGAGAUCUCUGAUCAGGUGCUAUCUUCUCUCCGCGUCCUCCUGACCAUGAAGCCGUCCGUGCUGUACAAGGUGUGCCGACAGCUGUCCUACGGGCUGCACGAGCUGCUGAAGACCAACGCCGCCAACAUCCAGCUGGCGCGGGACUGGGACACGCUCUUCACCCUGCUGGAGUGUGUGGGCGCCGGGGCCACCCCUCCACCGGUGGUACAGUCCGACGCGCCCGUGGAGACCAACAACGUGGUGGUAGAGGAGGGGGGCGUGGACUCUGGUGCCCAAUCUGACAGUGAGGUUGCAGUAGAACACGUCCACUCCAGUCUGUCGUCUGAUCGCGGGUACACGUCAGACAGCGAGCUCUACGAAGCUGCCACCAAGCACCACAAGCCCAGCGGGGAGGGAGAGGGCAUGAAGCAGUCCACCAGCACAGGCUGGCUCCUGGUUGGUAAAGAUGAUGUUGACAGUAAUGGCCAGAAGCCUGCCAUCCUGCCCGUGAAUCAGUACGUACUAACGAUAGCAGAAGAGCUGCGCAACCACGACCCCAAGUCGCUGGCCAAGUGCUGCGAAACCCUGUCGUUCCUGGUGCGAGACGCUGCACACGUCACGCCCGAGAACUUCGAGUCGUGCGUGCAUUGUCUCAGGGUGUUUGUGGAAGCAAGUGUCAGUGGAGCCAAACCUAAGGAAGAGAAGAAACCCAAGCCAACACCAAAGGAAGGGAAAAAGUUCCGAAAGAAGAAAGACCAUGGAAUGAAGAAGUCCAAGUCCACACCUGCACACCUGUCACACGUGUCCGACGAUGAACAAGACAACGAGGGUCCACCAGGGGGUUACCAUGAAGUGUGUCUAAAGCUGCUGGACCUGAUGCACACGCUCCACACGCGGGCAGCCGCCAUCUUCAGCGCGUGGGCGGAGGAGGAGAAGGCCCGGCGGCAGAAGGGCGGGAAGGACGUGGACGGUGUGGAGAUCGACGCGGGCACGAGCUCUCUCUGGAACAAGUGCUGGUGCCCGCUUCUGCAAGGAAUUGCCAGGUUGUGUUGUGACUCCAGACGACAGGUCAGGACGUCGGCCAUCACCUACCUACAGAGGGCCCUGCUGGUGCACGAUCUACAGACUCUGUCUGCAGUGGAGUGGGAGUCCUGCUUCAACAAGGUUCUCUUCCCUCUCCUGACCAAACUGCUGGAGAACAUCAGCCCCGAUGACACCGUGGGUAUGGAGGAGACGCGGAUGCGCGUGUCUGCCCUGCUGUGUAAGGUGUUCCUGCAGCACCUGGGCCCCCUGCUGUCCCUCUCCACCUUCACAGCACUCUGGCUCACCAUCCUGGACUUCAUGGACAAGUACAUGCAUGUGGACAACAGCGACCUCUUGUUUGAGGCCAUCCCAGAGUCCCUGAAGAACAUGUUACUAGUGAUGGACACGGCCAGCAUCUUCCGGGAGGACUCCACCCCCUCCGGCUACACCCAGCUCUGGAGCAUCACCUGGGAGAGGAUCGAGUGUUUCCUGCCCACUCUCCGCCAGGAUGUGUUCAAGGAGCACCAUAAGGACCACAACACAGAGAGAAGAGUGGCAUCCCCCCCUCCUCCACCCCCCUCACCCCCAACAGUAGUGGAACAGCCCCAGCCCAGCAGCAGUCCAGAGAAACCCCGGUCGGAGACCCCAGUACAACCAACACCAACCCCUGAACCUACAGCCAAACCUACACAGACUCCCAGUAAAGACUCUCCACAAACGGAGACUCCGCCCACAGAAGAUGAAAACACCCCGCCCCUCCCCACCUUCAUCCUGCAGCCCCCCCUCCCCGCAGUGUACUCCCCCGGGAAGCCCAACCCCACGGACGGCCAGCCCCCUGCCGUGCCCAUCGUACUGAACCCUGAAGUCAUCCAGGGGACGCCUAUCCCCAUACUGGCUCCCCAAGAAGCACCACCCUCUGUCACAACAACAUCCAACUAAACCUGUUACAGCACCCCCUGUCAGCAUUGUACAGAAUUGCAGGGCCCUAAAGAGGCACCACUUCCCGUCACAACAUCCAACUAGACCGGUUACGGCACCCCCUACCAGCGUUGUACUGAACUGCAGGGCUCCUGAAGAGGAACCGCCUUCUAAUACACAAACAUCCAACAAAACCAUCUACGGCAAUCUCUUGCAGCUUUGUACAGAACUGCAGAUUAUGUCAAACCAGUGGUUAAGUUUAUGUCAAAUAAGUCUUGCAAAGGCAAAGGUGCUUGUAGUGAAUCGCUGUGCAUUAAGGUGAAUUAAGGCAAGGUUUACAGCCAGUAUUACUGACUAGUUGUGUUGAACUGAUGUGCACAUGGCAGUAUCUCUAAGUUCAGUACACUAAACUAUAAGUCCCCACACUAUUACUAUCUCUAUUGUGUGCAUAUUGCUUGUCUUUGAUCACAACACAGCGUGAUGUAUAGAUAUUUUUUUGAUGUUUGAAAUUUUGGAAUGUCUUGUCAACAUUGUAUGAUCUCUGGCUUAUUGUUUUGAUGUAUAAAAUGUAUUUGGCAGGAAUGAUUAAUUGGAUGUCUCUGUCAGUUAAAACGUUGCUAUUGUUUGUUCUGGUGUUGGAAUUUGUGCCUGACAGAGUUUUGUGAAACCAGCAUUUCAGGUGCAUUUCAUGUCCUCAGUAUUUUUUUAAAAGGUUUUGUAGAAUGUCAAUGGAAGUGUGUGUAGAUGGAUGCCUUAGUUGUUGUUUUACCAAGUUUAGCAUUUUACGUGCAUGAGUUGUCAUACAUUAUCAUGAAUUAGCAUAUUUGGAGAGCUAUAUCGUAGAAACAACAAAGCAUGGCCUUGGCCACUUGUGCAAUGAGAUAAUAUAUAAAUAAGGCGUUUUGGCCAGCACCUCAAGGGGGAGGCCGUUUUAGCUUUCCCCUCCCAGACUCCAUUUACAGAUGUGGAAAGAAAGUGUACAGAAGUCUGGAGUGAACUGCACAAGUUUAAUGUACUUUUCCUUGAUGUUAUAAAGCUGAGGUUUCCGACUUUUGUGAUCAGAGACAGGACUGUAUCAUGAUGUAACAGAAUGCUGCUUGUCCAACUGUAUUGUAACAACAGCUGUACAUUACACAUCAGUAGUUAGGACAUGUAUGUACACAAGGGACAGUAUUUGUACUGUUGUUGAUUUGUGUAUUAUUAAGACCAGUCGGAAAUUUUCCAAGAAAAUGUACAUACGUGUACAGAAUAUUUAUGAUUUUUGAAGAGAUGCAUUUUGUCUCUCGACACGAUGACAGUAUGUAUCCAGGAGAAUUAAAAGUUGAAUUAUUCCGUCACUGCAUGGAAACUGUUGUAGAGAUGUCAUCUGUAUAAUGUUACUACCAUGGAAAUAAAGAAACAAAACUCAAAUAGCCA
This is a messenger RNA of Branchiostoma floridae (Florida lancelet), 7171 nucleotides long. RefSeq names its product Golgi-specific brefeldin A-resistance guanine nucleotide exchange factor 1-like. Gene Ontology annotation, molecular function: guanyl-nucleotide exchange factor activity. Gene Ontology annotation, biological process: regulation of ARF protein signal transduction. The transcript has 40 exons. NCBI's taxonomy places the organism in Eukaryota, Metazoa, Chordata, Leptocardii, Amphioxiformes, Branchiostomatidae. The record is from RefSeq and is a predicted model, not a curated record. The coding region runs from base 320 to 5776 and encodes 1818 amino acids.